Lottia gigantea (owl limpet) is the source of this 1797-nucleotide messenger RNA. RefSeq lists its product as hypothetical. The record is from RefSeq and is a predicted model, not a curated record. Gene Ontology annotation, biological process: phosphatidylcholine biosynthetic process. The coding region runs from base 221 to 1213 and encodes 330 amino acids. The transcript is spliced from 9 exons. NCBI's taxonomy places the organism in Eukaryota, Metazoa, Mollusca, Gastropoda, Lottiidae.
GACAGAAAAUCCUAUAGCUAAUCAGUUCUCAACUUUUCAUAAACAAAAAAAUAAUUUGUCUCUAAAUUACAUACAGAGCCAAAAUUUUCGUUCAGUGGCGAAUUGCUAAUAGCCUAAAUACCAUUUGAUUUGGAAUAUGCUAUCAAUAAAUAACUGUAGUAGGUAGCCUAUACUCUGACAAGAAUUAAGAGGUGCAGCUCAGAUUAAAUAUCCUGGAUCCAUGAUGGUUGAUAAAGAAGAUGCAAAGAGGAAAACCCAAAACUAUAAUACCGGUACAUCCAGAGAGAGUGGCGUAGAAAAACAUAUCAAAAAGAUGUCUGACCGAAUGAAACAAGUUAAAGCUCAUUUGUCAUUAGAGGAGCAAGAUCUUAGAGAGUUUCUUUUGGUACUCAAGAAGAAACGUCUUCAAGAAAAAUUAGUGUAUGUGAUAUCAAUAGGUACUAUUAUCCUAUUGACACAUAGUUUAAUGGCUUCACAAUGGUUGUUACCAUAUUAUUAUACUAUAAGUACUCCAUGUCUCCUUCUAAUUAGAACCAUCAUAUACUGGAAGUACAAAUGGAAUUAUUUUUUGUUAGAUUUCUGUUACUAUGGUAACGUACUGUGGUAUUUAUUUCUUUGGAUAUGGCCUCAACAUGGGAAUAUUUUUAUGGCAUCAUUUGCAGUAGCUAAUGGUCCGUUAUUAUGGGCAGCUGUUAUAUUUAGAAAUUCUCUGGUAUUACACAGUGUUGAUAAAGUAACAUCAGUCUACAUUCAUACACUACCAGCUUUUCUCUCUUUUGCAUUAAGAUGGUAUUCAGAAGAUACCUCAAUGAAAUGGCGUAAAGAUUUUGUACCAGAUAUUAAUAAUUGGUCUGUACAGUGGUUGAUAGUAGUUCCUUUUCUUGGUUUUGUCCUACACAGUAUAUUACAUUCAAUAUUGACCAGUAUAUUUCCACCACCUGAAGAAUAUUUAACCAGUUAUAAAUGUCUGACUGCUCAAGAAUCUAGUUUCAUGUUUAAAGCUGUUGAUUUAUUAGGACCCAACUAUAGAGUGGUACUGUAUGUAGUGUUUAAUUGGAUCUAUUGUCUGGUAUCAGUGACUUUAAGUAUUAUCUGGUACAACUGUUUCCUAGCUCAUGCUGUAUUUAUAGCUUUUAUCUUUUUUAUUAUAACUUAUAAUGGUGCUACUUAUUACCUAGAUGUAUUUAGUGUGCGGAAGAAAUCAGAUGAAUGAUGAUAAUACUCUAUAGUCUCCACAUAGUUUUAUUUGAUGUUAAAUACUUCUUCUCAGGGCUGCUUUUAAUUUGAUUAUACAAGUUUUUUCAGUUUGAUUUUGGGCAUUUUACUAACUUCUUGAGUACAAAAUGUUUAAUGAAUAUUUGGCUCAGGUGCCAAAAAGUUAGUGGAUAAAUUAAUUCUCAAGUUAUAUUCUGUUAAGACAGAAAUAUUGAUUAUUGAUGUGUAAAGAUUUACAGGCAUUAGUUUGAAAAGCAAUUUUGAAUUUGAAUACAAAGUUUGUUAUAUUUUGAAUUUAAGUUUUGUUAUUGUGUGGAAUGGAUUUCAUUAUUUAUUUAUUUUAUAAUUGACUCUAUCAACGAUUUUUAUAUCUUCAGCAUUUAACGAGGGUUUUCAAGUAUUGCAGCCAAAUUCAAUGAACAAUUUUAUUUUACUCGAAGUUUUAUUGUCAAUUUUUAAGUCUUGUUUUGUUGUGUGUAUUUAUAUCUUUAUAUCUCUGUAGUAUAAUAUAUAUUCAUUAUUAUCUUGAGUUUUAUGGAGUCAAUGCCUAGAAUAUAUUUUUAAUAAAAUCGAUCUAUGGAG